ACAACUUCAUUCAGAUAAAGCGGCAUUUGGGAGUCAGAUAUAGUUAGAAGACAGAGACUUUUCAUUAUUCUCGAAAGAUUUUUUUUUAAAUGGCUUCAAUUUACAGGAAAAACAAUCGAUGGGCUGGGGUAAUGCGAGAUUACACAGAGGAACAAGUAGAAAGGCUUCGCGGUACUUUGAGGAUCGAAUACACGCUCGCAAAGCGAGGAUCUGAAAAGCUCUGGGAGAUUCUGACUCGAGGAGGAGAUAUCUAUGUCAAUGCUUUGGGAGCGCUCACAGGUGGUCAAGCAACCCAAAUGGCAAAAGCUGGUCUGAGAGCCAUCUACCUGAGUGGCUGGCAAGUUGCGGCAGAUAAUAAUGAUGCAGCACAAACUUACCCUGACCAGAGCCUGUAUCCUGCUCAGUCUGCAGCAAAACUGGUCCAGAGGAUCAACAACGCCUUCACUCGUGCUGAUCAAAUAUCCCACAUGGAAGGGGAUCACUCGGUUGAUUUCUUUCUCCCAAUUGUUGCCGACUGUGAGGCUGGAUUUGGAGGCCCUUUAAAUGCCUAUGAACUCACCAAAGCAAUGAUUAUUGCUGGAGCAUCUGGAGUUCACUUUGAAGACCAGCUGGCCUCAGAAAAGAAGUGUGGACACAUGGGUGGCAAAGUGCUUGUCCCAACAAUGCAGUUCAUAAAGACCCUUAAUGCUGCUCGUCUUGCAUCAGACACCAUGGGAGUACCCCUUGUCAUUGUCGGCAGAACAGAUGCCAAUGCUGCUGCUCUGGUAACAUCUGACAUUGACCCACGUGACAGACCAUUCUUGACUGGCGAACGGACCCCAGAAGGGUUCUACCGCUCUAAAGCAGGGCUUGACCAAGCUAUUGCCCGUGCAUUGUCCUAUGCACCUUAUUGUGAUGUGUUGUGGUGUGAAACUGGAAAGCCAAACUUGAAUGAAGCUCGAAGAUUUGCUGAGGCCGUCCAUGCCCGAUUUCCAGGAAAACCACUAGCAUACAACUGCUCACCAUCAUUUAACUGGAAAGCAAACCUAUCUGAUGAAGAAAUUGCUGUGUUCCAGAAAGAACUUGGAAAGAUGGGAUACAGAUUCCAAUUUGUUACCCUGGCUGGUUUCCACAGCCUUAACCAUGCAAUGUUCAAGCUGGCACAUGAUUAUAAAGACAAUGGCAUGAAAGCAUACACCAAGAUACAAGAGGAUGAGUUUGCUCAGGCCAGUAAAGGAUUCACAGCCCACAAGCAUCAACGAGAAGUUGGAACAAGCUACUUUGAUGCCGUUGCUAUGGCAUUAAGUGGUGGACGGAGCUCAGUGACAGCAAUGAGUGGAUCCACAGAAGAAGAACAGUUUGUUCAACGACCCAACUAUGUUGCAGCCAAACUUUAGAYUAGCAUUAAAAUCUAAACAUUUAAUACUUAUGAUUAAGAAAUAUUGUUUUGUAGGAUAUAGUGAUAAAUAAUUGUGUAGUUUGCAUGUUUUUCURGAAAAACAUUGUGCCAAAUCGCUUUGGAGCAGGAAUAGUAUAUAUGCAUGAAAAACAUUAGAAUUUGAAAGGCAUGUGGGAAUGUUUUAAUCGUACUUAGCUGUAGUAUUUUCAUUUAUCAUUACUUUACCUGGCGAUUUUAUAUUUGUCUUAGUUUCAUUACCAGUCGUCGUAAGUUAUUAUAUAACAUUUUAAUUAUAUUUCCCAAUGAAAUUGUUUUUCCAUUAAUAAGCAGCAUCCUAUUCUAUUCUCCUUGUUAUUUUUAAACAUAAAUUAAGUUUUAAUAACAGUUAUUGAAAGAGUAUCAUAUUUUUAAAAUAUGCAACRAUAUUUCCUUCUUCUUAUUUUAUUAACUUGUUACUUUGCUGUUUUAUUUAUUAUCUCUGUAAAUUCUCAAAAUAAUUUUGUACUAUGAAUAAUACACUGUGACGUAUAYAUUGUGGCGUUGAUCAACACAUAUUGCAAUUCAUUUUGCCUAGUUCUGACGCAACGUCACAUGAUGUUGGACAUUGCAGUAGGCAUAACAAUUGUAGCUUUCCACAGKAAAAUUGAAUUCAUUAAGCCAGAACUAAUUCAUGUUUCUGCCUUCUGUCAUGGCUGACAUCAGGUGAUGGUGCAAAGCCUCAAUUAUUACAGUCAACAUGUUUUUAUUACUGGAACUGGAAAUCCAUGAAAGUAAUGAAAACAUGUCCUGAUGAAUCUGUGAAAGUGAUUGAACUAURCAGUGACAACAGGAAAUAGAUUGGACAGCACACUGAUGUAAACCAUGGUAAAUAAUGAAAUGUACCCCUAAAAUCAAUCGAGUUUAUUGGUUUUAUUCUUGAUUGAUUGUCUUGCAAAUAAAAAAUUCAUUUUUUGA
This is a messenger RNA of Actinia tenebrosa (Australian red waratah sea anemone), 2332 nucleotides long. RefSeq lists its product as uncharacterized. Lineage: Eukaryota; Metazoa; Cnidaria; Anthozoa; Actiniaria; Actiniidae. Gene Ontology annotation, biological process: carboxylic acid metabolic process. Gene Ontology annotation, molecular function: isocitrate lyase activity. The record is from RefSeq and is a predicted model, not a curated record.